This is a messenger RNA of Penicillium brevicompactum, 2472 nucleotides long. RefSeq lists its product as uncharacterized. NCBI's taxonomy places the organism in Eukaryota, Fungi, Ascomycota, Eurotiomycetes, Eurotiales, Aspergillaceae. Bases 1 to 2472 code for a protein of 823 amino acids. Gene Ontology annotation, molecular function: calcium-dependent cysteine-type endopeptidase activity. The transcript is spliced from 6 exons. Gene Ontology annotation, cellular component: cytoplasm. The record is from RefSeq and is a predicted model, not a curated record. Gene Ontology annotation, biological process: proteolysis.
AUGGAGUUUGACGAUGAGAUGCGCUACGCUGUAGCCCCUGGCUCAUCGCGGUCCAACAGCCGGCCGCCACGCAAUCAACCACCCCAGGAAUCUGUCCAACAGUUCUGGAAGCAGUUCAAUUCAAAGUAUCCUGGAAAGAUCAACACGAUCCUUCCAGACAACCUAUAUGCAAAGACAAGGGCCAAGCGUGUUCCAAGUGGCCCGAUCCACGGACACGAGGCUGCCAAAUCAUAUGAGCAAGCGCGGCGCGAGUGCAUCAAAUCCGUUGAUCGGAUUGUGAAGGAGUGCGAGCGCGUGAAUCAGAAAUACACCGAUCCACACUUUGACAUUGAAUUCGACUUGAAGUCAGGUCGGAGACAUUAUCUCGAUGGAUUGGACAACCCAAAUGAGGAGAUGAGGCCUCGGGGUGUCAAACGUGUUACGGAGAUCUUUGAUAACCCACAAUUCUUUGUCAAUGGACCGACAGCAUCGGAUGUGCGUCAAGGAUACGACGGUGAUUGCUGGCUCAUGGCUGCAUUGUGUACUAUGGGCAACAAAGAAGAGUUAAUCGAGAAGAUCUGCGUUGCGCGCAAUGAAGACGUGGGAAUUUAUGGAUUUGUCUUCCAUCGAGACGGCGAGUGGCAACAGUGCAUGGUUGAUGACAAGCUCUACCUUCGCGCUGCAGACUACGAUGAAUCAGUGGACGAGCGACCACUCUGGGACGAUAUCAAUCAUACGGAAGAGGAGUAUCAACGCGUUCUGCAAACGGGCUCCAGGGCCUUGUAUUUCGCGCAAUGCGUCGACGAGAAUGAAACAUGGCUGCCACUACUAGAGAAGGCGUUUGCCAAAGCCCAUGGCGACUAUUCCGCCAUCGAAGGUGGCUUUGUUGGCGAGGCGAUCGAGGAUCUCACUGGCGGAGUUACCUCUGAGAUCCUGUCCAGCAACAUUCUGAACAAAAAUCGAUUCUGGACUGAGGAGCUUAUGAAAGUGAACAAGGAGUUCCUGUUUGGCUGUGGUACCGGUUUGUUCUCCAACUGGCUAGACCCUCAUUACAGAGGACCCCCGAGAGAUCGCAAGGGCAUCUCAGAACAACAUUCAUAUUCAAUCAUGGAAGCUCGGGAAAUUGAUGGACAUCGUCUAUUGAGACUCAGAAACCCAUGGGGUCGGAAAGAGUGGCAUGGUGCCUGGGGUGAUGGAUCCAAGGAAUGGACACCAGAGUGGAUGGAGCGUCUAGGUCACAAGUUUGGUAACGAUGGCUUCUUUUGGAUCAACUAUCAAGACCUUCUGCGAAAAUACCAGCACCUGGACCGUACUCGCCUCUUUGGACCUGAGUGGAUCAUCGCCCAGCAAUGGACGACAUUAAAUGUUCCCUGGUCUGCGGACUACCACAGCACGAAGUUCAUGAUGGAUGUCACCCGAAGCGGUCCAGUUGUGAUUGUCUUGUCGCAGCUUGACACGCGGUACUUCAAGGGACUGGCAGGUGAAUACAGCUUCGUGCUGAAGUUCCGCCUGCAAAAGGAAGGCGAAGAAGAUUAUUUAGUGCGCAGCCACAGCAGCCACUUCAUGGGCCGAUCCGUGAAUGCGGAGAUCAAUCUUGACCCGGGUCACUACCACGUCCUCAUGAAAAUCACAGCUUUCCGUCACGAAAGUGUGGAGUCAACCGAAGACACCGUCCGCCGAGUCGCCUCUACCCGAAGAGAGAAGCUCGUGCAAGUCGGGCUUUCAUACGAUCUCGCACAUGCCAAGGGGCUGGUUGGGGAGACUGAGCAAGAAAAAUGCGAAAAUGAGAUGUUCAAGAGAGCGCAGCGUAAGAAGCUGCGUGAAGAGACCAAGAAAGAUAUGCAGAAAGAGUGGAUUCGUCAACGAAAGCUGUCUGCCCGACGAGAGCGCAUGGACGCUGCUCGCCCGGGCGAUUCCCCGUACACCCCAAGCAGCAGUACCUUUGGACGAGGCUCUGAGCGCGACAGCGUGCCUAGCCAGAUCCUUGCAGACGGACUUGUCCAGGAAUCACCAAUCGAUCUCACCAGUGUUCCGAGUGACAACAGUGAUAACCGAGUGCAGAAUGCAAGCGGUUCCGUGCCGACGAUCCACGUCAAUGGCGGCGAGGGACUCCACGCAGAGCACGCGAGCAACGGAUGGAAACGGGGUGUCGAGUCUCCGCGGCCUAGCUUGGACGCUCGUAUUGCCACUGAUGGGUUGAACGCCAGUGAUUUGGAAUUGUUGGAAGGAUUUGAGUUUGACAGCGACGUUGAUAUGCCUCCAGAGGAGUCGGAGGUCAAGGUCCAGCCCUCGAUGGAAGAAGAGGACUUGGCUGUUGACCCUUGGAAUGCUGUCUGUGUCGUUGGUCUGCGAGUCUACUCCAAGGAUCCAACAUUGAGCUUGCAGGUCAUCAGACCAGUGCUAGAGAAAACUCCUGAAGCUGCUCUUGAUCGGGAUGACCCUGCAGCGUCAGCUACUGCUCAUCAAAAGGAUUCGUACUCGUCGAAAAACUGA